CUCCCGUGCACUAUUCUCCUUCCCACGCCGAAACACCUUCUCCUCCUCCUGACCUCGCGACGUCGCCUCCUCUCCUUCGCCGACCCCAAGCCGUUGCCGGUCUUCUUCUCUCUCGAGCCGGAGUUGUUGGUCUUCUUCUCUUUCGAGCCUCAACCGCCGGCCUCCUCUUUCCCGAGCCCUCACGUGACUUCCCUUCCUCGCGAUCUCGCCACGCCGAUCGCCUUCUCGCGCUCUGCCUUCUCUCAGCAUCGUCUCUGCCUGACAUCGCCGGCGCCCGACGUCGCGCCACUCGUCGUCCAUCUCCGAUUCAGCCCUAGCAGCGGUACUCAUCCUGAUCCCCUCCCUCUCCCUCUCGCGGCGUUGUGCCCUAGCAGUAAGUUUGAGAGUUUUGGGACCAGGCAGCGACAGGAAUCUCCAAACUAUAGGAGGAAACAAAAUUUUGUGAAGAAUGCAGAUUGAACCAUCAAAUAUAAAGAAAUGGAAUAUAAUCUAUCCAGUAUACAUUAACUCAAAGAAGACAGUUGCUGAGGGACGAAGAAUCAGUACAGCAAAUGCAUGUGAAAACCCCACAUGUGUUGAGAUUAGUGAUUGCUGCAACUAUCUCAAGAUUCCAUGUGUAAUUGAGAUAGACAAGGCAUAUCCUCGGGACUUCAUGCAAAGAGGGAGGAUUAGAUUCCAGCUGAAAAAGGAAGAUGGAUCUCUCUGGAAUGCCGAGAUUGGUUCAAAAAAGCAACUUAUGCUGAGGGUUGCAGAGUUAAUUCCAAAGCAUCAUGGAAGAACAAAGAAGCAGGAGCCUGCAAACGCCUCGACGGCCGCUGGAUCUUCAAAAUCUGGAAAGGGUGGAAAGAAAAAGAAAUGAUCAUCCAAUUUGAAAAUCUCCCCAAAACAUUGAAAAAGAGUGAUGGUCGAAGAAUUUGCUACUUCAUCCCAAGCUUACUUUAGCUGUUGUCAGUUGAAUUUGUAUUCAUAAAAAGUAAAUCACACAGGCUUCUCUACAUCUAUCCAUCCGACUAUUUAUUUUCCUUUUUCUCAUUGUCCUUUUAUGAUCUAACUGCUUGCAUCAAAAUGUCAUUCCCAAUUUUUCCUUUCCAUAUGAAUACUUAUUGAAGGGAGUGUUUAUCUA
Molecule: messenger RNA, 1123 nt
Organism: Zingiber officinale
Lineage: Eukaryota; Viridiplantae; Streptophyta; Magnoliopsida; Zingiberales; Zingiberaceae
Product: signal recognition particle 19 kDa protein-like
Exons: 5
Coding region: 449-859 (136 amino acids)
Biological process (GO): SRP-dependent cotranslational protein targeting to membrane, signal sequence recognition; SRP-dependent cotranslational protein targeting to membrane
Cellular component (GO): signal recognition particle, endoplasmic reticulum targeting
Molecular function (GO): 7S RNA binding
Source: RefSeq, a predicted model, not a curated record